GCUUGCUUGUGAUUGGUAAAACCGUAAAAGGAGAAUAUAUGCGAAGUAGCCCAAAAGAUACUCUCCCCUGAUAAUUGGGCAUUCCUCUCCGGCACAGCCAUGGAGGGACCCAUACAAUACAAACAAAAUCUCUGCCUGACAGUCUUGAGCUACAGUUAAGUGCCUCAUAGAUAUUUCACUCAAAACUAUAAACCGAAAAGCGCAAACAGUUAGUUCCUCUCAAGAAUUGGAAGACUGUGUAACAAGGAAAAGCAUGGGGUCGAUUGCAAAGAAGGGGUUGCAGCAGUACUUGCUUCAGCUUCAGCAUCAUCCUCUCAGAACUAAGGCAAUUACAGCUGGGGUUUUGUCAGCGAUCAGUGACAUAGUGUCUCAGAAGCUCACCGGCAUCCAGAAACUUCAGUUAAGACGGCUGCUUCUCAAAGUGCUUUUUGGAGCUGUUUAUCUUGGACCAUUUGGGCAUUUCCUGCAUUUAAUACUUGAUAAGAUUUUCAAGGGGAAGAAGGAUUCAAAAACAGUAGCCAAGAAGGUGCUGGUGGAACAGUUGACAUCUUCUCCUUGGAAUAACUUGCUUUUCAUGCUUUACUAUGGCUUGGUUGUGGAGCGAAGACCCUGGAUGCAUGUAAAGAAUAAAAUUAAGAAGGACUACCCGUCAGUGCAAUACACAUCGUGGACGUUUUGGCCUGUUCUGGGUUGGAUAAAUCACCAGUAUGUCCCUCUCCAUCUCCGUGUUGUCUUCCACAGCUUGGUCGCUUUUGGCUGGGGAAUUUUCCUAAACUUACAAGCAAGAUCUGUGGUAUUACCAAAGGCUAAGUGAAGCGACGGAAUUUUUUGGAUUGGCCUCAAAUAAUUUGUGCUCCCUCCAAGUGACUUCUAGUCACAGAUGGUCUUUCUUCAACAAUUAUGAAGUCUACAUAAAGCUGAUAUAAGCCCUGGAUCCCGUUUUCAUGUAUGCAGGAUCUUGUGAACGGUAUUCGAAAUGACUAAAUGUGUGAUCUGUGCUUAUUAUUUUUUGGUAAGCAAGUAUGAAUUGACAUGCUA
Messenger RNA from Prunus avium (sweet cherry), 1038 nucleotides. Its product is annotated as peroxisomal membrane protein PMP22. The record is from RefSeq and is a predicted model, not a curated record. NCBI's taxonomy places the organism in Eukaryota, Viridiplantae, Streptophyta, Magnoliopsida, Rosales, Rosaceae. Gene Ontology annotation, cellular component: cytoplasm; membrane.